Molecule: messenger RNA, 6684 nt
Organism: Hermetia illucens (black soldier fly)
Lineage: Eukaryota; Metazoa; Arthropoda; Insecta; Diptera; Stratiomyidae
Gene: cas
Exons: 11
Coding region: 134-6115 (1993 amino acids)
Biological process (GO): regulation of neuron differentiation; positive regulation of transcription by RNA polymerase II
Cellular component (GO): nucleus
Molecular function (GO): RNA polymerase II transcription regulatory region sequence-specific DNA binding; DNA-binding transcription factor activity, RNA polymerase II-specific
Source: RefSeq, a predicted model, not a curated record
GUGAAUGCCUUAAUUAAACAAUUCUACCGACCGGGAUACGCUUAAGGAUCUCCUUCACAUUCCCCCCAGGUUUAUUUGUGUUAACCAAAAAGACAUUGGCCAAGGAACAAGAAUAAAGUGAGAGGAUCCGGCGAUGGACGGAACAAUAACCGAAACACAAAACCUACAAUCUAAACCUGCGUCAUCUGUUCUCCGCACCUCGCCACGAACUGGUUCCCGAAACGCAAUACUUUCUCCGCUACCAACACUAUCUAUUACCACAACUUCAACAGUGAGCGUGUCAUCAACAGUUGAAUCCUUACAGAGGGUGGUAAUAGACAGAAAACCUGAUACAGUACAAACUAAUACUACAAGCCUUACAUCGAGAAAUAAGCGAAAAAAUUUCAAUCCUCGUUGCUCAUCUAUCAACGAUGAUGACAUUACAGUAGAUCGUGGUCACAACAAAGAUACUUAUCCUGGGGAGACUGUAGAUCGCCAACCAGAGAUGCUGCCAUCUUUACUUUCAGCAAAUAGUACAACGAUUACUUCCCGUAGUUAUAAUAGCCAUGAUAAUAGUUUUAGUGAAAUCGAUUUGGAGAACAGUGGCGGAGUAGACAAUGGAACCAGCACCAUCAAUAGUAGCGGCAAUAGUGCCAGUGGUAGUACAAAUUCAAUAACCACAACCAUGUUGAAAAGUUGGCAUAAUCUGGUCGAUCUUCACCAGUAUCGUCGAUAUAAAGGUUCAGUGAUGAAACCUCAUCAUUCCAGAAGUAAUAAGGCGAAUAGCAAUGAUUUUCAUAAUAUUCCGCGUGUUAAUAAGACAAAUCAACAAAGUGAUGAUAGCUUUACUGAUGGCGAUCAUCAAAUAACAAGGAUGACAACAGCAACGACCUCAGUGGCAACAUCAACCCCAACACUGGAACGACAGUUAAAGAAUGAAUUUGCCUGCAAUGCUUUCAAUGCGGUGCAGGAACUACUCAAUGUCUAUGGCUUAUCUAUAUCGCCAGGUGAUAUAGUUGAUGCAUUCAAGAAACAACAACAACAACAGCUACAGCAACAACAAAAACAUUCAUUAGCAAAAACUGGAGGAGAAUGUCCCCAGCCACCCACACCCCCUCGUACACCAAUCUCAUCACUAUCAACAUCAUCAACGAUAACAUCGAGCGCAGCUGCAAGCAACUCGGAGCACAGUUCAAAGGACAAGGAUCAUCAUCAUCAACAACAAAAUCAUGCAGAACAUCAACAAUCAACACCAGAAAAAAGUGGCGAUCACCACGAGAGAGCCUCCUCCGACCAUAAUCCCUUUAACGCAUUAGCCUCAAUUGCAAAAUUAUUAACACCAUCCGCAAUCUCAUCAGCAACAGCAGCUAUCACACCAACAUCUCACCAACAAAGUGUUGAUAAAAAAUCACCAACAGGCGAAAGUACCAGUAAUAAUAAUUUCCACUUAGAAGUUGAUUAUUUAAAUGAUAAUUGUGUUGGUGAUGAUACCAGAACAAUCGGUGAUGAUGAUGAUUACGAUGUUGGUGAAAUGAAAACACAACAAAACCUUAGCGACAAUAAUUUCAGUGAACGUUUUGAUGAGUCCUCAUCGAUGAAUCUGUAUGAUAUCAACCAUUGUGACAACGAUUCAAAUAUUUCAUCAACAAUUAUCGAUGACGAUCGUGCUAGUAGUGAUGAUAUUACAAUGGGUGGUGAUAAUGUGGCUAUUGGGGAUAAUCGUGGAUAUGGUGAAGGUAGUACAACAGGUGCUGAUGAUGAGGGUGAUGUCGCUGAUUGUGAAACACGAGCGGGUCUUAAAUGUGCUGAUAGUGAUAUGGAAGGAAGUCGAUUUCCAAUGAAAAAUGUUGAUAAUCUUUUAGAUAAAUGUCCUUUGAAUAUCUUUUCACCGAUAUUACAGUUGGGACACAUGCAAAACGAUGAUAAACAACUGCACGCUGAAGGAUUAAAAUGCUUAACGAAGUACUCAUCAUAUCUUCAAUGCAAAACGGAUGCAUGUCAGUUAGAAAAUUUACGGGAGCAUUAUCAUUGCUAUGAUAUACCCUGCCUUGGAAAAACAUUCAAUAAAAAAGAAGAAAUCAUACGCCAUUUGAAAUGGCAUAAAAAACGUGCUGAAAGUUUAAAUCAUGGUUUUCUGCGAUUCUCCUCAUCGGACGAUUGCAGUCUGGCGUUUGGUAGUAAUUGUACGCAUAAUCGCAAGCAAACCCAUUACCAUUGCUUUCAGCCAAAUUGUGAUAAAGUUUAUAUAAGUACAAGUGAUGUUCAAAUGCAUUCCAAUUAUCAUCGAAAGGAUUCGGCUAUUUAUCAAGAAGGCUUUCAGCGAUAUCGGGCAACAGAAGAAUGUAAUGCCGAAUAUUGCAUGUUUGCUGGCCAACGGACAACACACUUCCAUUGUCGACGAGAUAAUUGUCGUUAUACAUUCAAAAACAAAGCUGACAUGGAGAAACACAAAUCAUAUCACAUUAAAGACUUGCAGCUAGCACGAGACGGUUUUAAAAAAUUCCUAAAAACCGAACCGUGUCCUUAUGAACGUUGCAGAUUUUCACGAAUAUGCAAUCAUAUUCAUUGCGUUCGUGAAAAUUGCCACUAUGUAUUGCACUCAAGUGGUCAGCUAUUAAGUCACAAAAGGAAGCACGAACGUAUGGAUUCGGAACAAGCUUAUCGUCGUUUCAAAAUUGCUCAGAAAGCAGCUGCGGCAGCUGCAAAUAUGUUAACCUCUUCUGCACCCUCUCCUAGUGGAAGUGGAAGCAACAGUACAUCAAUGUUGGCAAAUACGGCAGUUUGCGGUCCAAUCAGCGGCGGAACUGAAUCGAAACCAUCAACACCAUCCACGUCUUCGUCAAUCGCAAUUUCACCUGAUCUUCAAAUACCACCGGAUUUGACCGUGUCCUUUGCAGCCACAAAGGGAUUGAAGCCGGAUACUACAUUGUUAGCACCCGGACUUACACCGUCCUCCCAUCAAAUUAGUCAACCAUCCCAACUUGAUAUGAAUCUCCUCUAUACUAACACCGGGCUUUCACUCGACAUCCUGCAACAAAUCCAGCAAAGACAUCAGAAACUUUUCAACGCUCCUGCCGCAGACGAUCCGAACUUUUGCUCUAAUACGUCUGGAAAACCACCGCCGCCUACAGCCACCGCGAUAUCUCACCCUCCCUCCUUUAUUCUGCCUUCCUCUUUGCUUCUACACAGCCUGAGUCGAAGUGCAGUGGAUGAGAUUGAAGAUUUAAUACGACAAUAUUUUACGACCAAUUGCACGCGACAGCACAUAAUUGAUCAGAUUGAGCCUCUGAAUCUAAAAAGUUCUGCUUCCUCCAGUGACCAGCUUCCACGUAUUGGUAGCAGUGCUGGCAGCAACUCGGAAAGGAUCGAGUGCCUUUCAACCACUACUGAACCGCAUCUGCAUUGCUUGUUCAAAAAUUGUGAAGCUAUUAUACCCCGGAAUCUGGUCGAUAUAUCUGAACAUAUGCAAAUUCAUGAGCUGAGCCGGAAUGCCGACAACAUUAUUCAGAAUUCGAAUUUGUUGCAAAUCACUUCAAUUGAAGGUUUCUUCAAUCGUAAGCGAGGUCGACCGCCGAAAAAUCGCGUUGUUGAAGUCUACAAUAAUGCACGAAACCAAUCACCGCAAGCGAUCUUCACAAGUUUCAAACUCGAGAAAACUCUAAAUGACCCCCAAGUCCUUUCGCCACCCCUGGCAAGCAUGAAUACGAACCAGCCGAGAUCACUUUUCGGCCCCGCAACAUCCAGCACAAGUACUAUUACUAGCUUCGACACAAACCAAGCUUCAUCGAAUAUCAGCACCAAUGUGAAUACAAUUAACCUUUCCGCACACCAGGCUGAAGGUCGAAUACAAGCUUUUCACAGUGACGCUCAGAAGUGUGAGGACACCAAUUGCCAAUUUGUGCGACAAUUCCACUUCCAUUGCAAAUUUAGCGAAAAGUGUGAUUUUGCGACUAAAGAUCCGUUCGCGUUGGAGCUACAUUUAAACGAAUCUCAUAAAGUCGGUCGGCAUGAGGAUGAUAGUAGUGAGCAAACAUCGCAUCGCCCAUUAAAGUGCUGGGAAUUUUAUGAAACAUCAACAAAUUGUCAGUUCAACGGUUGCGAUUUCAAUCAAAGAAAUAAUCAUUUUCAUUGCACAAAAUGUAACUUUGUGACUACUGUACAAUCAGAGAUCGAAAGGCAUUCGUCACUCUCUGAUUGUAUGGACGAGAAAACUAAUUUGGACAAUGCAUAUCAGAAUAGAUCUGCAUCAUCAUCUGGCAGAAACGUACUAAAUAAUUUACUUAAUUAUAACAGUAAGGAAGAAGCUAAUAGUAAGAGUUUGUCCCGAACAACUCCGGAAAGUUCCGAAGCCAGUGUAAAAUUGAAAUUUCCAAACCCUGAGAGUGUAGGAUCAGGGCACAGUAUGGAUGACAAUUUCAAUACUGAAUUGGGUACAAACAAUUCUAUUAAAACAGAACCUAUGCAAACUGAAGAUGAGAAAGUUUCAGUGGUCCGAGCGGCCGGCACGUACUUUCCACAAAACAGCAACAAUUCAAAUGAUAUUGAAGCGGGAAACGCCCUCCAUCGUUCAGAGCAGACAUCCCCGUCAUCGGAAUGUAACUCCUCGUUGAUGUGCCCCCGCCCAUUCUGCAGACUAAAGAGAAAAUCCCAUCAGCAUUGUAAUCUAUGCAGUCAGGCUUUUUCAGAUAGCGUAAAACUAGAAAUCCACCGAUUAAAACACUCAACUUUCUGUCUCACCGGACAAGAAGAAGAAACGGAAAGGGGAACAACCUUGAUAAAAGACGAACCAAAUGCUGAAGACAAUUCCAGCCCUCAGGAUCUCACGAAAACCCAGCAGCAAGCAUCAUCAUCGCCAACAUCAUCCCCGCUUGUUAAUUUCUCAAACGCCGCAGCAGCAAUGGCAGCGGCAAUGACCCCUUCUGCAGCCGGAUUACAACAGAUUGUUCCGCCCAAUUUUGUGGACAACUUCUCCCUGCAGAAUUUACACAUGGCUCAAUUUGCCCUCUAUCAGCACAACCCCUUCUACUAUCAAAACUUCUACCCAUUUUUGGGUUCGCAGAACCUUCCAGCUGCAUUUGCUGCGCAUCCAGAACUCCUCCAAGCCCAGCUAGCGGCAGUUGCAGCGGCUGCAAGUGGAGGCUGCGACAGACCUAAAGAAUCAUCAUCCCCUGAAAAAUCAACCGAUCGUUGUAAUGUGUCAGGCCAAGUGUAUCCUUUCGCGACUGUUGCGGCGGCAGCAGGCAACCCAACCCAGUCAAGCAUUGGACCUUCCAUUGCCAGUGGCCAAGCUUUCGAAAUGCCCAAACUCUCCCAGGAUCUUUUCGUAAAUUCAGGACGGCGCAAACGCAAGGCGGACGAUUUCGAUGGAGCAGUGCAUGGACUUAUGGAAAUGGGUAUACCGUCAGCUUCGGCGCUUGUAACGGUCGCUGGCAACGCAAAAAAGAUGUUUAAGACCAACAAGCAGGCGAACUUUAAAAUGUUCAAAGAUGAGCCUAUCCCGCAAGGUUACUUGAAAUUUCGUUUCAAUGAAGAUUGUAACUUUCCAAAUUGCGGUUACCGGAAUCAUCAAUCGCACUUUCAUUGUUGCCGGAAAGAUUGUUACUACAGUUUUUGUGAUAAGACACGUUUUGUUCAGCACACUGCACGGCAUGAACGGUUGGACAAGCUAAUGGGGGAUGAUUUUAAGCAGUUUCGAGCGAAUAUGCGUUGCGGCUACGGAGAUUGUGCGUACAAUAAGAAUUUAGCUGGACAAAACAACAAAUCAUCACAUUUCCACUGUUUAAAAUGCAACUUCAUUUGCUCAGACACUAACAAGGUGGUGGCUCACCGACGGCAGCAUAGCAAAAUGGAAUUUAUUCGAAUGGCUGGUUUUCGUAAAGUAGCCAACAAUGAAAAAUGCACAGCUCGCUCGAAUUUAUCAACAUCGACCACAGCAACAUCCAGCAGUGAACAGAUGACUGAAAUCAGCUCCUCUACCGAAACACCAGGCACUGGUGGUGAUAUUUCUUCGGGUGGCGCAAAUACAGGCAAUGAAUGUACAUAUAGUUUAAAACAAACACAUUAUCACUGCCUGAUAUGCGAUUGUAGUGUAUUAUCACGUGCACAGUUAGGUUCUCAUCGGCAUCGUGUACCAUAAUUUCAAAGAAUAUAAUAUUAGCAAGUCAAAUUGAUUCCUAAAGAGACGAAUAAUAGAAACAGUGUCGAAAAAAUGGUUGAAGAGCUUUCGAUGUAGCGAGGCCGUCGGUUCAUAUCAUAUCAUGUUGUUCCCAACAUGUAUCGAGCUGAAAACGCAAGGACCCGGGAAACAAUUGGAAAUUAAGAUAUUAAAAAUAUGAAAAAUCUACUAAAGGAAACGAUUUCCAAAUCUCUUUAAAAAUUGUAGAUAAUAGCCAAAAAUCUAGUUUUGAUAAUAAUAUAAAUCAUUUCCAAGAGAAAUAUACGUUUAGCACUGAUUUACGAGUCAACAACUGACCCUAACUCAUAUUUCAGUUUUGUAAUUAUUUAUUGUACUCUUUAUUUUUUCUCAUUCUCUCUCUUUGAAGCUUCUGUAAUAUUCCGUUCUUGAGUUUGAAACUUUAUGAAAAAGUUUGUAAGACAAAUUGUAUAUUAAAUAUAAGAAACUGUCACAACUAAGUUAUUGUUAAAAUCUAAUUUAGUUAUUCCAAGAAGAAAAUUUUAUAUCUGAAAUAUAAAAUAUAGAAAUUA